UAUUUUCGUUGUAUUUAUUUACAAGAUUUACUUCUUGGAGCUCUACUUAUUGAUGUGCUUAAUCUGUGAUCUUACGUUGUCUAUUUAUUUCAUUUUUUACAUUCCUGCUUUAUACAUAUAAUCUCUUUAUAAACGUUUUAUAAAAAUGCUUUUUACACGUAAUGGAGACUGACAUACUGGUCAAAUGGACAAAAAAUGGUCGUCAUGUUUUACAAAAUGAGGAUCAACGACAAUAUCGAUCAGUAAAUGCUUGUGUAAGUGCGCUACAUUCAUCUGACAACACUGAAGCAAUUCACCGUAAGCUCACUCGUUCAGUUAGCAGUGAUGAUGAAAUGAUUGAUAUUACUGCUGGCGGAGAAAGCAUGGAUAACCUCUUUGAACAUACACAUGCAUCACAUAGGGAAUGUCUUCCAAAAUUUAAUGAAUUGAAUGAUCUGGAUGAGUCUAGUAGUGAGUCUGAUAAUGAGUUAACUAAACUUCAAGGUGGUUCUCAAGAAAUAGAUGAUUUGCCUCCUGGUAUUGGUCAAUAUGACGAUUUUCAUACCAUUGAUUGGCAGAGAGAUAUUGCAAGGGAUCGUAUGCGACAUCGAUACAUUGUGAAAAAGAGAGGGGAUUCCAUAUGUGAUUUGAUCCGUGGCUUUCAUGAUGCAUGGUCUGGAUGGCUUUGUGUUCUCUUGGCUGGACUGGCUGCAGGCGUUGUCUCAGCCAUAAUUGAUAUUGGUUGUAGUUGGAUGAAAGAUCUUAAAGAUGGCAUUUGUCCCCAAGCUUUCUGGUUAAAUCGGGAGCAGUGCUGCUGGUCCUCAAAUGACACCUUCUAUGAAGGUGACAAAUGUGCACAGUGGCAUACUUGGGCUGAAGAAUUCGGUUACUUAAGUAAAGAUGCAGGAUCAUAUAUUAUUGAAUACAUCAUGUAUAUUUUGUGGAGCCUGCUCUUUGCAUCACUUGCUGUAUUGUUAGUUAAAACAUUUGCACCGUACGCUUGUGGAUCUGGAAUACCAGAAAUCAAAACCAUUUUGAGUGGCUUUAUCAUUCGUGGCUACUUAGGAAAAUGGACUUUAACAAUUAAAUCUGUCUGUAUGAUGUUAGCUGUUGCUGCUGGUCUCAGUCUGGGCAAAGAAGGUCCAUUAGUACAUGUUGCUUGCUGUAUAGGAAAUAUUUUUUCAUACCUCUUUCCUAAGUAUGGGAAAAAUGAAGCCAAAAAAAGAGAGAUACUGUCUGCUGCAUCAGCUGCAGGUGUCUCUGUUGCAUUUGGUGCACCAAUUGGUGGAGUUUUGUUCAGUCUGGAAGAAGUUAGCUACUACUUUCCUCUGAAAACUUUGUGGCGGUCAUUUUUUUGUGCCCUUGUAGCAGCUUUUGUGUUACGGUCAAUCAAUCCGUUUGGGAAUGAUCAUUUAGUGAUGUUUUAUGUUGAAAAAACGAGGCCAUGGAUCUUCUUUGAACUUGUUCCAUUUGUGAUUUUAGGUAUUUUAGGGGGCAUUGUUGGUUCAAUAUUUAUUAAAGCAAAUAUAAAAUGGUGCAAGUAUCGGAAAGAAUCAAAACUUGGUCAAUAUCCCAUAUCAGAAGUUUUGCUAAUUACCCUCAUCAGUGCAGUUAUAAACUAUCCUAACCCAUACACUCGAAUGAAUACUAGUGACCUGAUCAAGUUGCUGUUUAGUCAGUGUGGCAUUGCUAAUGUUUCUCCUUUGUGUGACUAUAAUCGCAAUUUCACGAAGGUGAACAGUCCAGUUGAAAUGGCAGAAGCAAAUGCUGGUGUUUAUCAUUCUUUACUUCUGUUGAAUUUAUCUCUUAUUUUCAAGCUUGUUGUCACAGUCUUCACAUUUGGAAUUAAAGUUCCUGCAGGUCUCUUUAUACCAAGCAUGGCAAUGGGUGCAAUAAUGGGAAGAAUGGUUGGCAUUGGUAUGGAACAAAUAGCUAUGUCAUACAGUGAUUGGAAACUGUUUGAAAAAGCUUGUCCUGAAGGUGAAAGUUGCAUGUCUCCUGGACUGUAUGCUAUGGUUGGUGCUGCUGCAUGUUUAGCUGGUGUCACAAGAAUGACAGUCUCCUUGGUAGUCAUUAUGUUUGAGCUUACAGGAAGUGUUAAUUAUAUUGUACCACUUAUGGCUGCAGUAAUGGCUAGCAAAUGGGUUGGAGAUGCUCUUGGUAAAGAAGGAAUCUAUGAUGCUCACAUUCAUCUAAAUGGAUAUCCAUUUCUGGACAGCAAAGAGGAAUUUAGUCAUACUACUCUAGCUGCAGAUGUAAUGAGACCAAAGAGAAAUGAAGGUCCAUUGUGUGUGAUAACUCAAGAUAGCAUGACAGUGGACAAUAUUGGAACAAUCUUAAAUACAACUGAUCACAAUGGAUUUCCAGUUGUUGUAUCCACUGAAUCACAGUAUUUAGUGGGAUUUGUAUUGAGACGUGAUUUAAGUUUAGCAAUUGCAAAUGCCAAAAGGACUCAAGAAGGUGUUGCUGGAAAUUCAAAAGUUAUUUUCACAAGUCAUGUACCUACUCCUUACACAGGGCCAUCACCAGUAAAACUUCGGAAAAUCCUCGACUUGGCUCCCAUUACAAUUACCGAUCAGACACCUAUGGAAACAGUCAUUGACAUGUUUCGUAAACUUGGCUUGAGGCAAACAUUAGUUAUUCAUAAUGAGCGUCUUCUUGGAAUUAUUACUAAAAAAGAUGUGCUUAGACACAUUAAGCAACUGGCUAAUCAAGAUCCUGAAUCUGUGUUAUUCAACUAAAAUAUCCCCCCCCCCCAUGAACAUUCAUAUAAUUGUGUAAAUGUUUUUUUUUUUUUUUUAAAUCAUGUGUCAAGUUUUCAUUUUUUGAGUGCAAAAAAUGGAGAAAACCAAGAUUGGCUCCAAAUAAAGAACCAAAUAUUUGUUCAAAAAUAUGAACUAAUGUAAAAUACCAAAUAUUCUUUUUUAUUACUAAGUUAUUAUGAUUUUGUACAUAAGUCAUUAUGAUUUUGUACCUGCUCAAAUAUACCCUUAGAAAUAAUGAAAAAAGUACUUGACUCCUAUUUCAAAGACAGACUAGUCAUAUUUUAUGUGUGGGCAUAUAACUAUUAUGCUAUGGAAGCAAUGAAGUGUUAUAAUUAAUUACAGCAAUUUUUAUGAUUAGUUAGUUGCCCAAUGUUUCUAAUAAUUGCUAUAUCUGGUCGCCAUACUGCUGUUUAAAACACAUGUUUUGCAUUUGCAUAAUUUGUGAACUUGCAUAAUAAACAGCUUUGUUAUCUAA
This is a messenger RNA of Uloborus diversus, 3219 nucleotides long. RefSeq names its product H(+)/Cl(-) exchange transporter 5-like. The record is from RefSeq and is a predicted model, not a curated record. Gene Ontology annotation, cellular component: early endosome; synaptic vesicle; membrane. NCBI's taxonomy places the organism in Eukaryota, Metazoa, Arthropoda, Arachnida, Araneae, Uloboridae. Gene Ontology annotation, molecular function: voltage-gated chloride channel activity. Gene Ontology annotation, biological process: chloride transport; transmembrane transport. The transcript has 21 exons. The coding region runs from base 162 to 2720 and encodes 852 amino acids.